Molecule: messenger RNA, 327 nt
Organism: Brassica napus (rape)
Lineage: Eukaryota; Viridiplantae; Streptophyta; Magnoliopsida; Brassicales; Brassicaceae
Exons: 1
Coding region: 1-327 (108 amino acids)
Source: RefSeq, a predicted model, not a curated record
AUGGAUACACCAACAAAGGGAAUGGCAAAUGAUGCAUACUAUUGGUCAACAGAAUCAACAAGCGCUGGCUCCUUUUCUUCAUCUAAAGCAUGGGAAACUCUCAAACCGCGCAGUGACUCUAAAGCUUGGGCCUCAACUGUCUGGUUCAAGGGUGCAGUUCCAAAACACGCUUUCAACAUGUGGAUCACUACUCUCGACAGAUUGCCAACGAAGAAGCGCUUAGCUGACUGGGGGAUGAAUAUUCAGACUCAUUGCUGCCUAUGCUCUAUUGAACUUGAGACCAGAGAUCACCUUCUGCUCUCUUCUCAAUUUGCAGUUGAGAUAUAG